Molecule: messenger RNA, 3323 nt
Organism: Caenorhabditis angaria
Lineage: Eukaryota; Metazoa; Nematoda; Chromadorea; Rhabditida; Rhabditidae
Source: the annotation of a GenBank genome assembly
AUGCUUCUCCUAGUUUUCUUCGGCCAAUUUCGAGUUUUGCCAUAUUCUAGUGGUCUGGCUAUUCUUCCAUUAGGACCUUGUCGAAGUUUUGGAUCAAAUAUUUGUUUCAUCGCUUAUCAACUUUAUAAUGGUGCAUCAAUGGCAGUUGGAAUUGGCAUAUCUAAUACAAUUUUGUUUCGAUAUUUGUUACUUUCUAGUUCAAUAACAUCCCGUGGGGUAUUUUUCAUGAUUUCGAUUUCGUAUGUUCUCCCAAUUGCAGUUGUUGUAAGUUUCAAAAUUUGAAUAAUUAUAAGUUGAAUUAUUGUUAAUUUGAAUGUUACAUUGAUCUUAUUUUCAAAGGUUGUGUCAAUUUUUUGUUAUACUAAACUUUAAAGAUCUACAACAUUUUGAGAUGUUUUAAAACUGUCUGAUUUUUUCUUAUGAUUUUUCCCAAAACCCCAAAACAUUUUUGUUUUCAGAUUUUACCAUUCACAACAAAAUGGGAUUUUCAAUCAGUACAAAUUUCUACAAAAAUUGAACAUACUUUUUACAAUCUUUCGAUUUACGAACCAUUUCCUGGAUUUGUUGAUGUUUCAAAUUUCCAGUUUAUUCUUGCAACAACUCUUCUUGGAAUCGGAGUCUAUGGUUGUCCAUUGGCUAGUUUUGUUUUAACUCAAAGAACAUUGCAAAAAAUUCGUCGCCUAGAAAAUAUAUCGCAAAAUACUCGAAGACAGUUCCAAAUUCUGAUACAUGGUUUGAGUGUUCAAACAUUGCUCCCAAUUCUGGCUUACAUCCCAGUUUUCACAUGCUAUAUGAUCACACAGAAUUUUGGGGUUGAAAUUUUGCUAUCUGAACAUCUAAUAGUCGGUGCAGCUUCAACUCCAGCUCUUUUUGAUCCAUUUAUUUCUUUCUAUUUCAUUAUUCCAUAUCGGAAUGCAAUCAUCAAAAUAUUCCAAACUAAAAGUAAAAUAAUCUCCAUAAAAUCGACAAAUUAGGAUUUCUUGUUGAUGUAAAUCUGAUAAUCUGUAAUUAUAUAUUCUUUCUUUGAAUUUAGUUUGCACUGAAAAUGUUCCCUAGAAUUAUUUUCUGUUUACAUGUGGUUAUAAUUUUACGUUUUCUCAAAAUUCUGUCAAUUAAUAAAUCAGUUUUAUUUCCACGAAGCUGAAUUCAGAAUAAUUUAAGUAAAAUUCAUGGACUCCAAUUUUUAUGUUCCGUUUUUCCAAAUUUAUAUAUACAUCUAUGCAUUGAUCGCUUCAACUUUCCAAAUAUUUCUACUGUUUUUGAUCAAUAAGAAAUCACCGUCAACAUUGGAACAUCUCAAAUAUUUUCUUUAUAAUACUUGUUUCGAUCAAAUUUCCAUGAUUUGGUUAGCAGUAUUCGUUCAACAAAGACUUCUUCCAACUUCAAACGAGCUUGCAAUUUUAUCCUUGGGUCCUUGCACUUAUCUUGGUCCUCAAUUUUGUUUUGCUGGCUAUCAUAUUUAUACAGCCAAUUCACUUUUGGCAGGAUUAGCUAUUUCAAAUACAGUACUUUUUCGGUUUUUGGUUUUGACAUGGGAUUCAAUAACUGUGAAGAAAAUAAAGGUUAUGAUUGCUAGUUCAUAUAUUAUGCCUUUGUUUGUCGCGGUGAACGAAACUACAAAGUUUAUUUGAAUUAAUAAUAAAUUUAAGAUCCUUCCUUUCACUUCAAAAUGGGACUUUAAAAGUGUCCAAAACGUUACUCGACUUCAAUAUCCUACCUACGAUCUUUCGAUUUAUGAACCAUUUCCUGGAUUUUCAAAUGUGAAUAGUAUUCAAUUUGUGACUGCAACAUCUAUGAUGGCAAUUGGAGCAUAUGGAAUUCCAUGCAUUUGUUUUAUUCUAACUCGUCGAAUUUUAACACUUAUCAGAUUACGUCGAAAUAUGUCCGAAAAAACGAAAACACUUUCAAGAACUUUGAUAACUGGAUUCACUUUUCAAACAAUUCUUCCAAUUUUAGCCUAUACUCCACUUUUCACAUGUUAUUUAUUGGCACAAACAACUGGACUAGAAAUCAUUAUAUCCCAACAUCUAAUGCUUGUCACUGCUUCUUCUCCAUCUUUUAUUGAUCCAAUUAUUUCAUUUUAUUUCAUUAUUCCAUAUCGAGAAGCAAUUAAGAAAAUAUUGGGAAAAAUUGACAACAAACAUACAAUAAGUGUUGUUUCAUUUUCAAUCCAAGUAUAAUGAAUGUAACCGAGAAAAAGCAAUUAUCCGAAUAUUUCAAAAUAAUUGUGAGAACUCUCACAUGUCAAACCCUUCAGACUCCUCAAAUUCUUCACUUAUGUGAACGAAUCAAAAUGAAUUCGAACAUUUAUGUUCCAUUUUUUCGAGUUUAUAUAUAUUUCUACACUGUGGUUGGUUCAGUUUUCCAAAUAUUUCUUCUAUUCCUGAUCAAUAAAAAAUCUCCGUCAACAUUGGAACAUCUCAAAUACUUUCUUUAUAAUACUUGUUUUGCCCAAUUUAUCAUGAUUUGGUUAGCUUUUUUUGUACAACAGCGACUUCUUCCAACUUCAAAUGAUCUCGCAAUUCUCUCAUUGGGACCAUGUAUGUUCUUUGGACCCGAGUUUUGUUUUUCUGGUUAUCAUAUUUACACAGCAAACACACUUCUGGCAGGAUUAGCUAUUUCAAAUACAGUACUUUUUCGAUUUUUGGUCUUGACAUGGGAUUCAAUAAGUAUGAAAAAUAUAAAAGUUAUGAUUGCUGGUUCUUAUAUUCUACCCAUAAUUGUUGGGGUUAUUAAUUUUUUGACUUUCUCACGUUCUUUAGAACUUUUUUGAAUUUAUGAUUUUUCAGAUUAUUCCAUUUACAGCAACUUGGAAUUUUGAAAGUGUCAGGAAUAUAACUCGCCUCAGUUAUCCUUUCUAUGAUUUCUCAAUUUAUGAACCAUUUCCUGGAUUUUCAAAUGUCAAUAACAUCCAAUUCGUUAGUGCAACAUCAUUAAUUGCAGUUGGAGCGUACGGUAUCCCAAUAUUUUGCUUCAUUCUAACUCGGCGAAUUUUAACAAUGAUAAGAUUACAUCAAAACAUGUCCGAAAAAACCAAAAAUCAAGCGAGAACUUUAAUAACAGGUCUUACUUUUCAAACAAUUCUCCCCGUUUUGGCAUAUGUCCCAAUUUUUACAUGUUAUUUGUUGGCUCAAAAAACAGGAUUAGAAAUUGUUAUCUCUCAACAUCUCAUACUUGUAACUGCUUCUUCUCCAUCUCUUAUUGAUCCACUUAUUUCAUUUUAUUUUAUUAUUCCAUAUCGAGAAGCAAUCAAGGAAUUUAUCGGAAAAGUUCACAAACCAGACCGAAUUUUCAGCGUCGUCUCAAUUUCCAGCCAAGUCUAA